Messenger RNA from Sus scrofa (pig), 6251 nucleotides. It is a transcript of the gene SEPSECS, whose product is annotated as Sep (O-phosphoserine) tRNA:Sec (selenocysteine) tRNA synthase. Lineage: Eukaryota; Metazoa; Chordata; Mammalia; Artiodactyla; Suidae. Gene Ontology annotation, biological process: selenocysteine incorporation; conversion of seryl-tRNAsec to selenocys-tRNAsec. Gene Ontology annotation, molecular function: O-phosphoseryl-tRNA(Sec) selenium transferase activity; tRNA binding. The record is from RefSeq and is a predicted model, not a curated record.
CCCCGUGCCCCUGUUAGUCCUACCUCACUGCCUUGUAUUUGCUGUUUGAGCCCUGUCCCGAGUCUGUCGCAGUGUGGCAUGACCUUUGCUGGCUUGCUGGCUCGGCUCCUUCUCAGCUUCAUCAAUGCGGGCACAACCCAGAGUGUUAGGAUGUUGGGGCGGGGGCGGGGCGGGUAGGGAUUUCGAGCCUCCCCACCCCACCUAAUUUUGGGAAGCGGAAAGGAGGGGAAGGCCCAUAUCGUUUGCUUUUCUCUUUGCGGAUGGGGCAAAGUUCGCAUCUUCCACGUGUCACUGCUCCAAAGGACUCAGUAAACACAUAGCGUUUGUAAACCACGGUACACUAACGUGAGUCAGGUGUUGUCGUGCAACUUCACAGGCGUCGUUCUUGCUAGUGUCGUGAAUUUUAAUGUCGCUAAAGUUUGACAACUCUAGUUCUAACACCCUGGUUUGAAGAAUCCUAGUUGGAGGGCAAGUGUCCAGAGGAUGGUUGGGAUGAAAGUACACUUGAACUCUUUCUACAUGAACUUGCAAUCAUGGAUAGCAACAAUUUCCUGGGCAACUGCGGUGUGGGAGAAAGGGAAGGAAGAGUAGCCUCUGCAUUAGUUGCUCGGCGACAUUACAGGUUCAUUCAUGGAAUUGGACGAUCGGGUGAUAUUUCUGCUGUGCAACCAAAAGCCGCAGGUUCUAGCCUUUUGAACAAAAUUACCAAUUCUUUGGUGCUGGACAUCAUAAAGUUGGCUGGUGUCCAUACAGUGACCAACUGCUUUGUAGUUCCUAUGGCAACUGGUAUGAGUCUAACCCUGUGUUUCUUAACAUUACGACACAAGAGACCAAAGGCAAAGUAUAUUAUAUGGCCACGAAUAGACCAGAAGUCCUGCUUUAAAUCCAUGAUCACUGCAGGUUUCGAGCCGGUGGUGAUAGAGAACAUUUUAGAAGGUGACGAGCUGCGCACAGACCUGAAAGCAGUGGAGGCUAAAGUCCAGGAACUUGGGCCUGAUUAUGUUCUGUGUGUUCAUUCCACUACAUCCUGUUUUGCUCCAAGGGUGCCUGAUAGAUUAGAAGAGCUGGCUGUGAUUUGUGCUAAUUACGGCAUUCCACAUAUAGUCAACAAUGCUUAUGGAGUGCAGUCUUCAAAGUGUAUGCAUCUCAUUCAGCAGGGUGCUCGAGUUGGUAGAAUAGAUGCUUUCGUUCAGAGUUUGGACAAAAAUUUUAUGGUUCCAGUAGGUGGCGCUAUAAUUGCUGGCUUUAAUGAUUCCUUCAUUCAGGAAAUCAGCAAGAUGUAUCCAGGAAGAGCUUCAGCUUCACCUUCUUUAGAUGUCCUUAUUACUUUAUUAUCACUUGGCUCAAAUGGCUAUAAGAAGCUAUUGAAAGAAAGAAAGGAAAUGUUUUCAUAUUUGUCCAACCAACUAAAGAAGCUAUCAGAAGCCUACAAUGAAAGACUGUUGCAUACACCUCACAAUCCCAUAUCUUUAGCCAUGACACUUAAAACGCUAGAUAAACACUGUGAUAGAGCUGUCACUCAGCUUGGCUCCAUGCUUUUUACCAGACAAGUUUCUGGAGCCAGGGUUGUGCCUCUCGGGUCUGUGCAAACUGUGAGUGGCUACACUUUCAGAGGCUUUAUGUCACAUACAAAUAAUUACCCUUGUGCUUACCUCAAUGCUGCAUCAGCCAUUGGAAUGAAGAUGCAGGAUGUGGACUUGUUCAUAAAGAGACUUGACAAGUGCUUAAAGACAGUAAGAAAAGAACAAGAUGAAGAGAGCAAGGUAUCUGGAGCUGACAAUUAUGACAAAACUGAAGGUGUGGAUAUUGAAAACAUGGCUUUAAAACUAGAUAAUGUACUUCUUGACACAUAUCAUGAUUCUUCUUGAUGACAUGUGAAGGGUUUCUUUUUGAUAAUUUGAAAUAAAUGAUGAGGCUACAGUAUAAGCUAGCAAUUUAACUGUGAGACUUCAGAUUUUUGAGUUGAGAAUUUUGUGGAGAAUAUUGGUCAAGGAAUAGAAUGUGGUCUGAGCUAGCUAUUGAUGAUGGUUACAUUUUUUCUUCUUAGACCGCCUCAGCCAUUACCAUCCUAAACAGAUUAUAAUAUACAAUUAGCAUUUUUCUAAUUGUUAAAUAUUUGCCAAUUAAGCACUAUGAUUCAGAUAAUUCUUACUAAUUUGGCAGUAAAAUUACACAUUACCUCUAACUGUCUUUGAAAUAUGUAGACUGCUUCCUUUGACUGUUCUCUGUCAUUCAUAAAUGGCUUAUGUUUCUGACCACACAGAAUUUAGAAGGAUCUCUAAUGCUAUUAAUUACUAGAUCUUUGUUGGUGUAUGUAAGUCACAGUAAGUCUUUAAAAUGGACAUUUCCCGGGAAUGCAGAGUCAAGGUGUAAGCUUUAAUUUCACUCAAUAGCAAUUCUUAACUGGGGAUGCUUUGCUUAUAUCUAGGCAACAUCUAGGGAUCUUUUUGAUUGUCAAAACUAGUGGGGUGCUGUUAACAUCUAGUGAGUGGAGGCCAGAGGUGCUGUUCAACAUCCUGCAAUGGACAAGACAGCUUCCCCAAACAAAGAUUUACCCAGCCCCACAUCUCAGUAGUGCGAGGCUGAGAAACACUGCUCUAAAGUAAACUCCACAAGGAAAGAGAAGUUUUCCAUAGCAAUUUUAGUCAUUCAGUCAUACUUCAAAGAAGAUCCCUUUAUAAAUUGUACCAACUAUACAGCAUACAGAUUCUUAAGUGAUAACUGAAGUUGCUGGUUCUAAACAUGUAAUUAUAAAUUGUUUAUGUGGCAUGUGUGCAUUUUUCCAUUUGGGAAAGUGAAAACUUUAUUCCAGUGUUUUUGCUUUAAGCAGUCUUUGUAUAUUCAGGUGUUUUGCACAGCCAUCAAGAGUGGCCAACAUGGGAAUUCUGAGCAUGUUUUUGCUGGGGAGGUAAAAAUGAUAAGUAUGAUGAACAGGUGUAUUCCCUUCUCAUUGCCCAUAUGCUUACUUUCUGAACCCCAAAUUCCAGACGUACUGGCCAUAACGAUUAUUUUUGUUGUUAAUUUUAAGAAAUAGAUUGAUGUCUCAUAGCCUAAGGAAUUAGUGAAGUUUCUGAAGGCACUGAACUGUCAAAGCUGUAAUUCUCAAGACAUGCUCUUGUGGAGCAUUUAUUCCUAAGAGCUGCUCUUGGAUAUAAAAAGUUCCGUGGACAAAUAUACUUUGGGCACUUUGCAGACCUGCCUAUUGGGCCUAUUAAAGGCACUAAGAAUUCCUUCUAAUCCAGUUUGAAAGUAUCCUUAUCCAAAGAUGGAACCGGUUUUUUAAAAAAUUAAAUGCUUUUUGACAUCCCAUUGAACAUACUUUUGAAGACACUGUGGUGGAGAAUGCCAUCUUGAUUUCUGGAUUGUGCUUUUUCUGUAUUGAUUUGGCAUCGUGAACUGUGUUAAACGUCAGCUCAGACAGCUGCCACUCCCACAAGUAAGUUAGACUAUUAGGCAGGAGCUUGGCAACCCUGGAAGUCUACCGUGUGGAGAUAAAGUACUUAAUUAUAAAUAUGGUAAAGGUUACUUUUAGAUGAUUGUAUCUUUGGGGUUCAGAUAUUUGAAGUAUCUGGGGUUUUUAAACAGCUAUAUACUUUCAGAAAAAGUAUAUCCUGGGUUAAAAAGUCGUAUAAGGUUUUUUUAUGUGAAUUUGGGACUGAACUGUAGCACCGAUAAAGCUGGAGUUGCUGUAGACCCUCUUGAGUCCGCGAAAGAGAAGGGAGGGCUUUUGCAGAUGUAGACGCUGGCAGUGCAGCGUGGCCCACCAAGCACAUCGGCCAAGACUGUUUGAUAGAACAAGUGAUCUGUAUUGUGCGAUCACCAUUUAGCUUAAGAGAGGCCAGAGCCAAGAGACUGGCAAAUGUUUUCUCAUCUGUAGUGUAUCAGCAGUUCUUGGGUUUCAGCUGCUGAAUAGAUAAUGAUUCUAAUUGAAGAUAAAUUACAUGAACCCACAUGUGAGUGAUAGAUAUGUUAUAACAUUUCAUUCCUGGUGCAUAAAAUCAGCUGCAGUUUUUAAUUAUCAGCCCUUUCUUUUAAGAGGUUUUGGAAUUCCAGUUCUGUUCCUACUGGUUUAAAUUUAACCUUGAGGUCAUAGAAGAAAGAGAAUUUCUGAGGAGAUGCUGUGGGUUCUGCAUAUUUAGACUUUCCUUUGUCCCUAACCCAGCGUCUUUUGACUUGCUGUCUCUCAUUUCCACAUAGCGGUAUAAAAAAGUCUGUGCAUACAGUUCCUUAACUUGCUAGCGACGAUUGGUAAGCCUUAGUUGUCCCCUCACUGUGGUCGAGGGGCAACAGAUGAUAUCUUUUGCAGUCACUCCCUGAGAUGACCUCUUCUAUAUGAUCCAGCUGCCUUUCUUAAGACUAUCAGGUAGCAUUUUGAAGUUUGGUUUUUAAAGUCAUUGGGCUGUGGUAGUCUGUCCAAAAAAGAAAGCUGAAGAACGUGAAAUAGUCUUUGGGUCCCUACCCCCAACGAGUUACUGAUACACACAGCAGGGAAAGGUAUUUUAAAUCUGAUUCUCAAUUUGGCUCUUAAUUUCUCUGCUGCCAAAUGCUCCCUCUACCAGAGAGUGAUAUGUGAUACUGGCCUUAGGAACUCUGUGUUCAACUAUAAAUCUUUUUAUUUAACUUUUUGCUUUAGUUGACAGCUUGACUGAAUAUGAAUUAUUGAAUACAGUUGUGCUCAGCCAAUAGGCCCUUGAUAAACAGAAUGGUAAGUUUAAAUAUAAAUACAAAAUAAAUUUUUUCUAACACUUUGCCCUUUAACUACCAUAAGAAGAACUGUCAUUGAAGCCUAAGCUCCAGGAUGUGCUUUUAUUUUUACACUAUAUGGCUGUGAUAGGUUUUAGUAAAAUUAAAAUUAAACAGAUAAUUUUUUAGCCAGUGCUGUUUUUUUAAUACUGAAUUAGUAAGCCAUUGUGAGCUAAAUUCUUGUGUUCUUUCGUAGAAGAAAAUAGCCGACCAUUAACAAUAGCAGCAAAACCUGAUGAGUCUCAUUGAGUAUACACUCAGAAAAUGUUUUGAAUACUUAUCCAUUUUGGUGCAAAUAAAAGUUGGGUUUUCUGUCCCCCACUAUCUAAGAUGUACUAAUUUCCACCAAGCCUUAAACAGGUUUGUCAUGUUUUGCAUUCAUGAAGCUGACCGUAUUUUGUAACUAAGUUUGUAUACACAGAAGUGUGAUCAUUUCAGAAGUUUGGUACCCUCUGAAUGAUCUGAUAAAAACAAUUGAAUGUACAGUUAACAGUAAACAGCAUUCCUGUAAACAGUUUUUGUCCUUGCCCUUCACAUUGUGUUGAUCAUUUGUUACUUACAGCCACCCUUACUGUGCAGGUCUAAGACUUAGCCACUGCAUCUUUUUGUGCCUUCCUUUGACUUUCUUUUUGGCCGUUAGCACAGGUACCCAUAUAAGAUGCUGAGGUCAAGGCUAAUGAAUAUGUCUUUAUAGUAUCUCACCUAAUGUUCUACAAUUCAGUCUGAGGCCUUAAGCAAAAUCUGAAAAUGUUUAUAUGGUCUUGUUUUUAUCAAGUUGUGUCAACUUGGACUUUUAGAGAAAUGUGAAGAAAGUCUAUAUUUAAAUGUAUAAUUGUGGAGGAUUUUAGCUCUUAGAAUUGAAACCGAUGUCAGCCUGCUAACCUAUAUGUUUUAUCAAAAGAAAGAGAUGCUUCCAAAAAUAUUUUUGGUGUAGGGUAUUUAAAAUAAAGCUGAAUUGUGUAAUUUAUUAUGUGAAAUAAAUUUGUAAUGAAUCAUUGACAGUACAUUGUUAUUUUACCUAAUGAUUGCUGCAGAUAGUCUGAAGGUACAGAUAACUAACGGACUAAAUUACUUGUCCAUUUUUUGAUUCCAUCAUCAAUAUCAACUUGCUUAGAAAUCAGCAAGAAAAGGUGUACUUUAUGAGAAUCAUGAGUCAUGGGAGCAGAGGCUGUAAUAUUUAAAAGAAAAGAAAGCCAGAAUUCUGUUGUGGUACAGUCAGAAACAAAUCUCACUCGUAUUCAUAAGGAUGCAGGUUCCAUCUCUGGCCUUGUUCAGUGCGUGAAGGAUCUAGGGUUGCCAUGAGCUGUGAUGUAGGUCGCAGACGUGGCUCAGAUCCUGUGUAGCUGUGGUGCAGGCCGGCAGCUGUAGCUCUCAUCGACCCCUAGCCUGGGAGCUUCCGUAUGUCACAGGUGCAGCCCUAAAAAGAAAAAAAAGAAAAAAAAACAACAACAAAGAAUUUAUUGACUAUAGAAAGUUGGGGGCUUAGAGAUAUUUAAUCUUUUCUAAAA